AUGUCUGGUAGAAAUGCGAUCCAAUGCAGUGUCUUUGGCGACAAUGGACGAGCGCUCACCCCUCCUCGGGGCUGGAAUUCCUUCGAUUCUUACUCCUGGUCCGUCUCCGAGGAAGAUUUCUUGGAGAAUGCAGAGCUCGUGUCGAAGUAUCUCAGGAAUUUCGGCUACGAGGUGGAACCCGGUGUCUCGUCUUUCACGAGUGGCACUGACACACUGGACGCGUAUGGCCGGCCUUUGCCCGAUCCAGACCGCUGGCCUUCGUCGAGAAAUGGCCAGGGAUUUCGAGAAGUUGCCGAUCGCGUCCAUCAGCUGGGUCUCAAGUUUGGAAUCUCGGUCAUUCGUGGCAUCCACAAAGCUGCUGUCGAGCUAAACACUCCAAUCUAUGGAUCACAGGUAUGGCUUCUUUCCAGUUCAGUGAUUGUUCUAAGAUCCAUCCAAACAGGGCAGUCGGAGUCCAUACAAAUGGAAAGCCCGCGACAUCGCGGUCGUGGGACAGGAUUGCUCGUUCAUGCCCGAUAG
Messenger RNA from Selaginella moellendorffii, 519 nucleotides. RefSeq names its product probable alpha-galactosidase B. Lineage: Eukaryota; Viridiplantae; Streptophyta; Lycopodiopsida; Selaginellales; Selaginellaceae. The record is from RefSeq and is a predicted model, not a curated record. Gene Ontology annotation, biological process: carbohydrate metabolic process. Bases 1 to 519 code for a protein of 172 amino acids. The transcript is spliced from 2 exons. Gene Ontology annotation, molecular function: hydrolase activity, hydrolyzing O-glycosyl compounds.